This is a messenger RNA of Archocentrus centrarchus (flier cichlid), 1179 nucleotides long. It is a transcript of the gene ywhag1, whose product is annotated as 3-monooxygenase/tryptophan 5-monooxygenase activation protein, gamma polypeptide 1. The record is from RefSeq and is a predicted model, not a curated record. The transcript has 2 exons. Bases 170 to 913 code for a protein of 247 amino acids. NCBI's taxonomy places the organism in Eukaryota, Metazoa, Chordata, Actinopteri, Cichliformes, Cichlidae.
GGAGGGGGAGGGGUGUCCCGUCGGCAGGCACACAGACAGCAGGCAGCAGCUGCAGCGACCGGACCCGGCGCCGUUACUCUGCAUUAAAACGUUCACAUUACGAUUUUUUUAGCUCCGAAACGCGCAGGUUAGAAACAGACACACACACAAACACACGACCUCUUCUAAAAUGGUAGACCGCGAGCAACUGGUGCAGAAAGCCAGGCUGGCCGAGCAGGCAGAGAGGUAUGAUGAUAUGGCAGCUUGCAUGAAAUCGGUCACAGAGCUGAAUGAAGCACUAUCCAAUGAGGAGAGGAACCUCCUCUCCGUGGCUUAUAAGAACGUUGUUGGGGCAAGGCGUUCAUCCUGGCGCGUCAUCUCCAGCAUUGAGCAGAAGACGUCGGCCGACGGUAAUGAGAAGAAGAUUGAGAUGGUGCGGGCCUACCGGGAAAAGAUCGAAAAGGAGCUGGAGUCCGUCUGCCAGGAUGUGCUCAACCUGCUUGACAAUUACCUGAUCAAGAACUGCAACGAAACGCAGCACGAGAGCAAGGUGUUCUACCUGAAGAUGAAGGGUGACUACUACCGUUACCUGGCUGAGGUGGCCACGGGGGAGAAGAGAGCCUCGGUGGUGGAGUCCUCUGAGAAGUCCUACAGCGAGGCCCACGAGAUCAGCAAGGAGCACAUGCAGCCAACCCACCCCAUCCGCUUGGGCCUGGCUCUUAACUACUCCGUCUUCUACUAUGAGAUCCAGAAUGCCCCAGAGCAGGCGUGCCACCUGGCCAAGACCGCUUUCGAUGACGCCAUCGCCGAACUGGACACCCUCAACGAGGACUCCUACAAAGACUCCACUCUCAUCAUGCAGCUGCUACGAGACAACUUGACGCUGUGGACGAGUGACCAGCAGGACGACGAGGGAGGAGAGGGCAACAACUAAGGAGUCUAGAACCUCAUUCUGCCAAAACAACACAACACGCGCGCUCACAAAUGAUGAUAAAAUAAUAAUAAUAAUAGUUAAAUUGUUCUUAGAAAUUAAAAAAAAAGGGAGGGUGGGUUGGGGGCGGUGGGACCUCGGCGACUUAUUUAGCCGAUGGUACUGAUGCGGCUGCAGUUCUUUAUUUUUCCACAAAUUAAAAGUGAAAAAAAAAAGUAGGCAGAGGGAGGAAUUUUAGUUUCAGAAAUAACCUACAAUUAAAAAAAAAA